UCGAAUUCUGUGCAAGUUGCAUUAACAACUAGAUUAGUUUUAUACAACACUCCAAAGCUUGUGGCACCCACCUCUGUCUGCGGGGCGUGAAAUGUUAAGGAUUCACGUCAAAAUGGGUCCGCAACGUAGUCAUCAUCCCAGCAACAACAACAACAGCAAUGGCACCGCCACCAGCAGCAAUGGCAAUCGCCAGCACAAGGAGUUUACGUGCUGUUUUGGUCUGCAUGUCCAUACGGCCACCCUGAUGAUUGGAUUGUGGCAUUUGUUCCUCAACAUUUUGGCCCUGAGCGUUCUUGCGGUCAUCUGGCGCAACCCCGAGAUGAUGGACGAGUUGGAAAGCGGCAGCCAUGACUACACUGUGGAUCUCAAUGCACCGGCCUUGCCGACGCCCCUGAGCAAAGUGGAUCCGCCCUACGCCUACCGCGACCAUUCCCUCAACUAUCGUAAGCGUGAGCAGAACUUUGACAUGGGCGGACUGGUGUGCACCUGCAUGAUAGCCAUCACACUGAUGAUGAUCUAUGGAACCAUCAAGGGGAAACCGUCGCAUCUGUUGCCCUUCUUCUGUCUGCAGCUGUUUGACUUCGCCAUAACGACCCUCACCGCCGCUGGCUAUCUGUGCUACCUACAGGCGAUCCAUCGCAUCAUUGCCGAGUCUCACCGCUUGCCCUGGCGCGAGAAGCUGCUGGAGCUGCCGCCUGAGGAGCUUGUCGUGGUGGUUCUCGUCGUUUUCGUGUGCAUUGUAUUCCUGAAGGCCUACUGCAUUGGCAUUGUCUGGCGCUGUUACAAGUACCUGACUCUGCGUCAGCAACAUAUCCGCACUUUGUUCCCCUUCCUCGAGACGGGAUCCGGGAUCAAUGGUGUGGGCGGCACCUUUGGGGCUGAGGAGCGUGCCUACUCCACUCUGUUGCCCAACUAUGAUGAGGCCAUUGCUCAGUACUUGAAGCAGGCACCGCCGCCAUCCUAUCAGGUGGCCAUGUCCAACUACCAAGAGGAUCAGGCCGGAGAAGCUGGCGGUGCUGAAGCAAAUCCUGGUGUGCCCCCCCUGUUCGUGGCUCUGGAUGCAGUGGCCACUGCAAACGCCGCCUCUAUUAUGGAUGAUAAUGAUAACAUGGAUAACAACAACGAAAUGCCGAACAACAACAACACGAUGCACGUGAAUGCCAACACGCCUCCAAUGCGACGCAGUGAUGUUGCCCUUGGCCCCAUUUCCGAUGACGAUGAUGAUCUGGAGGUGAUCGACGCAGGCCUAGAUACGAUGGAGAGCAUUCCACCGCCGCCGCCGUACAACGAUGUGGCCGAUGCCGAAGUGCAGGUGCCAUCCCCGUCCGCGGUAGAUCGUCAGGUCAACAUAACACCUGGGCGCAAUGAAAGCCAGGCCUAAGUUGUGAUUUCUUUAAGUUUGUUUCUCACUAUGUAACCGUGAUGUGAGCGCGUGCUCGCAUUACUAGCAUCCACAUCCUCGUCUUGCCCAGCCGCACAACGUUUUUUUGGUUAUCAUUACUUGGCUCAUUCCGUUUCCUCCAUCAAUCAGGUGCACUCUUGCGUUUAUACAUAUAUGCUCUAUAUACCUCUAUCUAUACAUAUAUAGUAUGUAUUUAUGCAUAAAUGUGUUGAAAAGUGUUUUAGCAAAUGAAAAAUUUGAAGUAAUUCCCAUUUA
Drosophila persimilis is the source of this 1657-nucleotide messenger RNA. RefSeq names its product tetraspanning orphan receptor. The record is from RefSeq and is a predicted model, not a curated record. Gene Ontology annotation, cellular component: lysosomal membrane. Lineage: Eukaryota; Metazoa; Arthropoda; Insecta; Diptera; Drosophilidae. The transcript has 5 exons. Bases 92 to 1381 code for a protein of 429 amino acids.